This is a messenger RNA of Dentiscutata erythropus, 1344 nucleotides long. The record is from the annotation of a GenBank genome assembly. NCBI's taxonomy places the organism in Eukaryota, Fungi, Glomeromycota, Glomeromycetes, Diversisporales, Gigasporaceae.
AAUGGAGACAGGACAUGGGAAAAAGUCGUUGUAUGCAUAGUUUCUGAUGGUCGUAAAAAGAUCAACCAAAGUGUUUUAACGUAUUUAUCCAAACUUGGUGUUUAUAAGGAAGGAAUUGCUGUCGAUCAUGUAGUUGGUCGUAAAGUUGAGGCUCAUAUCUUUAAACAUACAAUUCAAAUUCGGGUUGAGGAUAAAAUCAUUCCAAUUCCAGUGAUCUUUUGUCUCAAGGAAAAGAACACUAAAAAAAUCAACUCUCAUCGUUGGAUUUUUAAUGCGUUCAGCCCAGUACUUGAUCUCAAAAUAUGCGUUCUAAUUGAUGUUGGCGUUAGCAUUGAUGUUACUGCUCUUAAGAAUGCAAAAGAUGGAAAUGGUAAUGACGAAGAACCUCUGGUUUCCUACUUCAAGGACGAAACCCAAAUAAAGUCAACUACUAAAGGUUUAUUUGGUUCUAUUAAAAGAAGCAUUACUGAUAAUAUGUAUCUUGCUGAAGAUCGUAUACUUUGCUUUGAGCUGUUUACAAAACGCAAUUCAAAAUGGUCAUUGUAUUAUGAUAAGUCUUCUCAAGCUGAAACAGAUGUGCCUGAAAAAAUAUCUGGAUUUAUUUCACAACGUAGAUGUUGGCUAAAUGGGACUUUCUUUGCUAGUCUUUACGUUAUUUUUUAUUUUAAAAAUAUAUUUAGAAGUAAACAUUCACUUUUACACAAAUCCUUUUUUGUCAUUCAAGUUUUCUACCAAGCAAUUAGUCUUUUAUUUUCAUGGUUUGCAUUGAGAAAUUUUUACUUAACAUUUUAUAUUUUGUGUAAUACACUUGCAAACCCUCAAAAUUCUAUUCCUCUUCCUUGGGGUUCAUCAGUUAGUGAAAAUAUAUUUAUCAUCUUAAGAUACGUUUAUUUUAUAUUAAUUAUUAAACAGUCUAUUGUUUCUAUAAGUAAUAAACCUCAAAGUAUUACUAAAUGGGCCUACUACAUUUCAAUGUAUGGUUUUGCUAUUAUUAUGUUUUAUACUUUUUUUGCUGGUUCUUGGCUUGCAAUUAAUGACAUUAUGUAUAUAAUAAUUCUGAAUAUUAAAGACAACAGAGCUAUGGCUAUUUUUCAUAAUGAUACUUUUUGGGCUGUAGUUCUUCCUUUACUUUCAACAAUAAUUAUAAGAUUAAUUGAUAAAGCAAAUUCCACAAGAAAGCUUGGAGAUGAAUCUUUAAUGACUUUAAGUAUGACUUGCUCACUUUUCCAUUCAGCGAGAUAUACAUUAGAGAAUCCUCCCUCUCCUAUUUUUUUAAAAUUUUUAAAUUCAUCAUUUGGUAUCCAAUUUUUUAUAGUCGCAAGAUCUUUAAAUUCUUCAAAACCC